Coffea arabica (coffee) is the source of this 1853-nucleotide messenger RNA. Its product is annotated as splicing factor U2af small subunit B-like. Gene Ontology annotation, biological process: mRNA splicing, via spliceosome. The record is from RefSeq and is a predicted model, not a curated record. Gene Ontology annotation, molecular function: RNA binding; metal ion binding. Gene Ontology annotation, cellular component: U2AF complex. Lineage: Eukaryota; Viridiplantae; Streptophyta; Magnoliopsida; Gentianales; Rubiaceae.
UACCAAGGAGAAUCAUAAAGCCAUCAAGACCGAAAGAAAAUUGGGAAAUCCCGACUCGAGAAACAUAAACCCUUUUGCUUCCUCGUACUAUUAGUAAGUGGCAAUGGCGGAGCACUUAGCCUCGAUAUUUGGAACAGAAAAAGACAGGGUAAACUGCCCCUUUUACUUCAAGAUCGGAGCCUGCCGCCACGGCGACCGUUGCUCCCGACUCCACACCAAGCCCAGCAUUAGUCCUACUCUCUUGCUCUCCAACAUGUACCAGAGGCCCGAUAUGAUCACCCCUGGUGUUGACCCUCAAGGCCAGCCCCUCGACCCUAAAAAAAUCCAACACCAUUUCGAAGAUUUCUACGAAGAUUUAUUCGAAGAGCUCAGCAAGUACGGGGAGAUUCAAAACCUCAAUAUCUGCGAUAAUUUGGCGGACCACAUGGUGGGCAAUGUAUAUGUGCAGUUUAGAGAGGAAGAUCAUGCGGCCGCCGCGCUUCAGAACCUUAGUGGGCGAUUCUACGCAGGCCGUCCAAUAAUCGUGGACUUCUCCCCAGUGACGGAUUUCCGUGAGGCUACUUGUAGGCAGUAUGAGGAAAAUGUUUGCAAUCGAGGUGGCUACUGCAAUUUUAUGCAUCUGAAGAAGAUAAGCAGAGAAUUGAGACGCCAGUUAUUUGGGAGGAGUAAGAGGAGGCGCAGCCGCAGUCGAAGUAGAAGUGCUAGUCCUCAGCGUCAGUUCAACUAUGGGGAGCGUCCGCGGGGUGGUCGUGGUUUUCCUAGAAGAGGUGAUCAUCUCGCCCAUGAAAGGAGCAGGAGGCCUAGAAGUAGGAGUCCUGGACGAAGGGGUGGACGAAGCAGAAGCCCCGGGGGAAGGAGAAAUCGGAGUCCUAUUAGGGAGGGAAGCAUUGAGAGAAGGGCAAUGAUUGAACAAUGGAACAAGGAAAGGGAACAGGACGGGGGUUUCACUAAAAGUUAUAACAGCAGUCCUGGGGAGAGGAGAAAUAGGAGCCCAACUAGAGAAGGCAGUGCAGAGAGAAGGGCAAUGAUUGAGCAAUGGAACAGAGAAAAGGAGCAGGCAGACUCUGCAAAAGGUAGCAGCAGUUUUGUCACCAAUAAUGGCAGUGGUGGUGGUGGGAAGACGGAACAUUCAUCCAAUGAUGAAUAUCAGAAGCAUCAAGAGGAAGAUGGAAAUCAUGGUUACUGAUGUACAGGUAUCCUUUCUUGCGAAGCCCCCGGCUUAUCUGAAUCUGGCUUACUGAGAUUUUUGCUUGCAGGUCGUUUUUCCUGUCUAGGAAGCAAGUUAUGCAGACUAGAAGCAUUUCAAGUGAAGGAAUAUCAAUCCACACCGUGAGAUUGUUGUUUUUUUUUUUUUUUUUUUUGAAACAAACCAAAACACGAUCCUUGCUGUAUCAUUAAGCAUUUUUUAGGAAUGUUCUUGAUUCAAGUCAGUGGUCUAUACAAAUAUCCUCGGUGAUGGUAGUAAGCGGGCUUGCUUUCAGCUCAAGGAUGUGAAUUGAAGGUUAUUAGGUGAUUUACUCGCGGUCGUGUGAUUCUUCCGUACGACUCCGUUUUAGUCAACCAAAUAGCUGAAACGGUGAAGUAUAAGGUGAUUUGCUUGCGCGAAUGUGAUUCUUCUGUGUAAACACCUUUCCUGUCGUCCAAAUAGCUGUUUGUGUAGACGUGUAUUGCUAUAUGUAUGGAUAUAAGAUAUUUGUCAACCGCUUACAUUUGUUCUAUUUGUUUUGUUUGAAAUAUCAGUAGUGUAUGUUAUAUGCGGGUUCAUCUGGUUAACUAUUAUUAGCAAUUGGUGUGGCCCUUUGAACUGUGUCACUGCUGAGACGCCCUCCUUCCUUAAUGCUAAGAGCAUUUGG